ACAGACUUUAUUAAACAUGUUAAACGUCUGUUUAAUAAUUAAAUUAACAAAAUGAUUGAUUUUUAAUAAAUAAUAAACCGUGAUAAAUCAUACCCUGCAUUAAAAGUGCGACAAAUUCGUGUUGAGAUUAGAUGGAGUUUAAGGAGUGAUAUUUAAGAUUACGAUUUAAUCCAGGCGAAUCAUGGGUUCUGAGCAAUCAUCGGCGGCGGCUGCUCGGGAGGCAAGUUCUAACGCCAGGAGGAGCGAGAGCCCCCGCAGUGGCGGCAGGUUGGUACGCGGCCACACGAUCGCUGCCUCCGGAUGCGAGGCCGCCAAAAUGGAGCGGCCUACAAGCAUAUCUCCUGGACCGAGCGUCUGUUCUGACGCCGAUUUGCCGUAUAUAUCAUACACUGUCAAUCGACCUAUUGGAGAUUCACCAAAAUUAAAAAACAAGAAUCUCAAACAACCUCUAAUGACGAGGUCGCGAAGCACGGGCCUGGGCAAGAACAAAAAUCAGGCCCAAGGCGGCAAAUAUUCUUCAAACAGCAAACAGCCGCCAGCAAGCGCUUCUGCAGCUUUAGGACGCGCAACUAAGGCGCAUAAUAUUGUUGUUGUGAAAUCAGGAGCUGCACAAGGGGGACCAGAAUCGGAUCCUGACAUUCAAAGACUUCAAAGCAUUCCAAUGUUUUUACCUGUUAUGAGAGGGACUUUGAAUUUACCAUCUCAUAGGGAUCCAGAGGUAUUAGAACGCUUGCAGCCUGCACCACUACGCGCCCUUUGUCUUAAAAUGCAAGCUCAUUAUGCAACGAGGGCUAAUGAUGUGGCAGCUGAACAAAAUAAUAUUGUUCAAAAAAUAAAAGAGACUGAUGCAGAUAUAAAUCGUCUGAUGGCUGGUUUAACGGACAACCAGAAACGUUAUGCAAAGUACGCGGAAAAACUAUCAAAGGUUUAUGAUGUUUCACAUCAGGUUAAGAAAUGUCAUAUGCUCUUAAGUCAAACUUUAGAAAGUUUAAAUACUUUGAAUAAUUGUUUGCCUUUAGAGGAUAGACUAGAACCAUUUGUCUGGUCAGCCAACAAACUGCCGUCUGAAAAAGCACUAACUGCCGCACAAAAUUUACUGGACUGCGGCGUUGCACUAGGAGCACUUGAUGAUAGAUAUAAAUUACUAGGACAACGACAAGUUAUAGCAACUGAAAGCCCUGGACUGAGGCUAUAUCAAGAGAUACAAAACUGGCCACAUUGGAAGAGCAAAGCUUGA
Ctenocephalides felis (cat flea) is the source of this 1237-nucleotide messenger RNA. Its product is annotated as BLOC-1-related complex subunit 5-like. Gene Ontology annotation, molecular function: N-acetylmuramoyl-L-alanine amidase activity. Gene Ontology annotation, cellular component: BORC complex; synaptic vesicle membrane; cytoplasmic side of lysosomal membrane. The record is from RefSeq and is a predicted model, not a curated record. The transcript is spliced from 6 exons. Lineage: Eukaryota; Metazoa; Arthropoda; Insecta; Siphonaptera; Pulicidae. The coding region runs from base 182 to 1237 and encodes 351 amino acids. Gene Ontology annotation, biological process: peptidoglycan catabolic process; organelle transport along microtubule; positive regulation of anterograde synaptic vesicle transport.